Molecule: messenger RNA, 930 nt
Organism: Medicago truncatula (barrel medic)
Lineage: Eukaryota; Viridiplantae; Streptophyta; Magnoliopsida; Fabales; Fabaceae
Exons: 2
Coding region: 1-930 (309 amino acids)
Source: RefSeq, a predicted model, not a curated record
AUGUUAGUCGAUAGAGAAGGGCUGUGGUAUCAGGUUUUAGUCGCUCGUUAUGGCGAAGUAGGUGGGAGGUUGGAGGUGGGGGGCCGGAGUGUUUCUUUGUGGUGGCGGGAGGUAGGUAGGAUUCGUGAUGGCGUCGGUGACACAGGUGGAGGUUGGUUCGGUGAUAGUGUUAGACGGAGGGUGGGAGAUGGUACGUCGAAGUUGUUCUGGUCGCAUAGGUGGAUUGGAGGUACUCCUCUUUGCGUGCGGUUUCCCCGCUUGUUUGACUUAGCAGAGAAUAAAACCAUUACGGUGGCCUCUUUGUUCUCUUCGGGUACGGAGCAGGAUGGGGAGGGGUGGAGUUGGAGGCGUAGACUGUGGGCUUGGGAGGAGCUUUUACUAGAGGAGUGUAGGGCGUUACUAUUUGAUAUCUCUUUGAUUCCUAAUGUUUCAGAUGUUUGGGAGUGGCUUCCAGAUAAUGCAGAGGGGUACUCUGUGAGAGGUGCCUAUGAUUUGUUGACGAUUGGGGAUGAUUCUCAUAUGGGUUUACCUUUUGAGUUGGUGUGGCAUCCUCAGGUUCCUUUGAAGGUUUCAGUUUUUGCGUGGCGGCUUAUCCGGGAUCGAUUACCUACGAAAGCUAAUCUGGCGAUUCGUGGUGUUGUCCCCGCGGAUGAUAUCUUCUGUGUUUCUGGUUGUGGUCACGUGGAGACAGCUGCUCAUUUAUUUUUAUCUUGUACUACUUUUGCAUCUUUGUGGCAGCAGGUGCGCGAUUGGAUUGGUUUUUUAGGAGUGGACUCUAACAUCAUUACAGAUCAUCUGGUGCAGUUUACUCAUUUGGCAGGUGUUGGUAAAGCAAAAAGAUCGUUCUUGCAGCUUAUUUGGCUGUUGUGUGCUUGGGUUUUGUGGAAUGAACAGAUUGGUGGUCAGAUCCUUUUGCUUGUUUGGGUUUGA